AUGGGGAAAUUUAACGAGACGGGUCAGUUGGAACAGUUGGGAAUGAAAGGGAAUACGGAAAAGACGGAGAAAAUGGAAGAAGAAAGAAAUAAGUUUUUGAUAAGGUUAUCGAAAUGUUAUUCUGAUUGUGCUGCGGUUUUGGUCAUUGAACAUCGACGAUUGGAUUGGUCAACUUUUGUCGGUCCAUUCGGUCGUAUGUCCUGGUCCCGUAUUCCCGAUAUAAAAGCGAGGAUCAACGUGGGAUUACAUUUCAUGUUGAAUGUAGCUAUCACAGAUCCUUUUAGUUUUCCAAAAUUGAAAGAAGAUUUCAUAUCUUUAAUAUUCACUACCAUCACUACCGAUCGUCUUUCUGUAGAACACAAAUAUCUUUCUGCGGUUUUAUCAAUGCCUGAAUCUGGGAAAGGUUUGUUAGAGGAUUUACCACCUGUUGGGAUGUGGUUGAUUGUGUGGUGUGGCGGCAACGGCUUGGUACGUAAUAUCGCCAAACUCAUAUCCAAGCCAGAAACACCAAAAUCGUUCUUAUGGAAAUGUUUGAAUCUUUUAGUAUCUGGGUUGGUGACUACGGAAAAGACCUUUGGUUAUGAUAGGACCUUUGGAACAUGUCAAAAAUGUCUUUACGCUACACCGAGUGCACCAUACACGUUACACAAUCCAUCCACCCAGCACGCGUCUUGCAUAAAGAAGAAUAUCGAUUAUUCUGUAGGUCCGCGUUAUCGAGUCUUGAGAAACAUUUAG
This is a messenger RNA of Tremella mesenterica DSM 1558, 735 nucleotides long. RefSeq lists its product as uncharacterized. The record is from RefSeq and is a predicted model, not a curated record. Gene Ontology annotation, biological process: double-strand break repair via homologous recombination; replication fork processing. Lineage: Eukaryota; Fungi; Basidiomycota; Tremellomycetes; Tremellales; Tremellaceae. The coding region runs from base 1 to 735 and encodes 244 amino acids. The transcript has 8 exons. Gene Ontology annotation, cellular component: nucleus; Cul8-RING ubiquitin ligase complex.